AAAUUAUUUUCUAGGGCUAUAUUUCUAUUCAAGAACGGGGCGUUGGCCCAAGCCCUAUCUUUAACAAUAUAAACGUGACAUUUUUGGCUGCGCGUUACAAUAGGAGGGUCAAGACGUGGUGUUGUGGUCUUUUGAUCUUAGCUGGUGAGAUAUGAACCCGGUGUGGCUCAGCUGUGAGUGCUAAACAUUUUGUGAUAUUUGAAUGUCUACAAAUCGACAUUACUGUGGCUUACCUGAUGCUGUGAUAUAUCAUACUUUUCUCUGUUAAUGUUAUGUUUUAAGACUGCUUUCUUGAUCGUUGUGCGCCUCAUUUGAACGGUGCGCACCAGUUGUUUGCAUUGGGUGUGCUCCAUAAACUGAUUUCAGGCCUGAAAAGUUACUGGUCUAUUGCGUUCUAUUGUUCAUUAAUACAAAUAUCAUUUAAUAUCUUCUAUUGGGUUGCCCGUAUUAUAAUAUAGUAUACAGAAUUUUUUAAUUUGUUUUUUUUUCCUUUUCAAAUUAUGUUUGUCUUUUUAAUUUAAGGGGUUAAGAUGGGGUCUCCAAAAGCCGAGUCUGGAAUGGACAAAGGCUUCUGGAGGAAUGUGCUAUGCAAGGCACAUCUUUCUGUUACCACGGCUUUUAUAACCCAAUCAGCUAUAAAUAGACGCACACUGGUGGUCUACCCCCAGGGCAGGAGGGAACAAGGAAGUCUUUGGAAGACUCGAGGAAAAUACUCUGUGGAAAAAAAUGUGGAUAUCGAGCUUAAGAUUGUUGUGAAAGAUGAUAUCACACUUAGGCAAGUGGAUGAUGGCACACAUAGGCAAGUGGAUGAUGGCACAAAUAGGCAAGUGGAUGACGGCACACAUAGGCAAGUGGAUGACGGCACACAUAGGCAAGUGGAUGACGGCACACAUAGGCAAGUGGAUGAUGGCACACAUUGGCAAGUGGAUACCGAUAGUUACAAAAUGUACAGGCUUUAGGGCGUGGUGGGGCUACAAGACUUAAGAGCAACUAAUUGCUCUCUUCCAUGGGUUGUACAUUCACGAACACAUUAAAUAAAACCAUUUACUUUUGAUGACAAGCCGUGGCUGGCUAUCAAACACACUGUUGUAGUGCCUCUUGGGGAAUGCUAUCAUUACGCCCAAGUUCGCGCCACAGUUCACAAAUGAAACGUGUUCUUUUAGUGGUGUGGCCUUGGACGUUCUGUUAACAUUGUUUUUUUUUGUUUUUUUUAAAGCAUGACUUUCAAGAAGGGACACCACCUUCCCCCCCCCCUAAACACGCCAAAGGUCAAAACAGCCCACCUCAGUGUGGGGUAGUACAGCUCGAUUGAUUAAGCUAAGCUGACGUACGAGGUUUUUUGAAGACGUCUUCUCAAAUUCUUCCCCAUCACACUUUGUUGAAUGUUUGUCUG
This is a messenger RNA of Lymnaea stagnalis (great pond snail), 1393 nucleotides long. Lineage: Eukaryota; Metazoa; Mollusca; Gastropoda; Lymnaeidae. The record is from the annotation of a GenBank genome assembly.